AUGGAGGCUACCUUCGUCCGAGUCCAGAACACCUGGAUCCAGGUGAUCCCCGGUGAGAAGAGGCCGUCGUGCGUCCGCGUCCCCGUUGCUCGUGUGUCGAAAAUACUGAAGAUGGCGACGAGUUCGGAGCGCAGUCCACCUCCUUUCCCCGAUUCGGAGGACCAAGACGUGCUGGACUCCGAGGAGGUCGGAGACCGGGAGAGUGAUGAAGACGACGGGGAGGACCUUUUCAUGAGCGCGAGCAACACCCCUCUGCCCAAAAAGGACUCCACAGCAGCGUCUACCAGCCAAUCCAGUGACACUGCGAGCGAUCCUUUCAACGAGCCUCUCGGCAGCCAAACAGAAAUAACAGAAAACAAGGCUGCCAGCGAGGCCGUCGAAGAGCCCGCUGAAGAUUUCGAGGACCUGACAAACAACAUAAAUGCAGCCGUAGAGAGCCCAGCCACGGAUGAAAUCUCUUUAGAAGAACCCUCGGAUGACUUUGUCAACAUCCUGGGAGGUGAAUCCGAGGUCCAGGGAAAGGAGGUGGAAGUUUCCGUGGAGGCAGCCGGCGGCGUUGCGGAUCUGCCAUUAGAUGGAGAAACGGGGGGAGAUCCCAUACAGGAGGCCGCUUCCCCCGCUCCCAUUAUUGACCUCGGCUUCUGCGAUUUUUUGGCCCCCAGCUCACAGCAGCUGCCCGUCGGCGCCCUAAUCUCAGACCCCCUGGCCGACUUCCUGGGCGGUGCAGCUGAAGCCGACAAACCUGCCGGGGCCGUGGUUGACCUGUUCGAGGAUGACGGGAGCGACAUUUUCACAGGACUGCCGCCAUCUAAAUCUUCCAAGCAGCCUCAGAAGGCCCUUUUCGACGACCCCGACGAAGAACUGUUUGCGGAGCCCCUUGGAGCCAACUCCAAAAAAAGCGCCAGCAAAGAGCCGGAGGAGAAGCCCCCCACAGCCAAAGCUGCCGUUCCCGCCCGGGGACCCCUGCAUGACGGGAAUCCCUCAGAGCCAGCAGACAUCUUCUCAGAGGAAGCUGUCACCACCGCGCCGAGCGCCAGCACCACCAGCACCGUCAACUCCAGGACCAACGGAGUCCAACCCGAGGAAGAUUCCGAUAUAUUUGCUGAAGCCACAGUGGAGUUGUCUCUCGACAGUCCACGGAAUGAGAGAAAAAAGGAAGCAACUGCCAAACCGUCUGCUUCCGCCUCCACCUCCCUCUCAGCUGCUGCCAGUCUGGCCAAGCCUCAGUCUGCUGCCCUGGAAGAGUUGGAAGAGGAGGAACUGGAGGAUAAAUUUGACAUUUUAGUCUCUGUGAAGGAUCCAGAAAAAAUAGGGGAUGGAAUGAAUGCCUACAUGGCCUAUAAAGUGUCCACACAGACCACACUGGCCAUGUUCCGCUGCGAGACGUUUACAGUCAGGCGACGUUUCAGCGACUUCCUCGGCCUCUAUGAGAAGCUCUCUGAAAAGCACGGACCAAACGGACUGAUCGUGCCUCCGGCUCCAGAGAAAAGCUUCCUGGGGAUGACGAAGGUGAAGGUGGGAAAGGAAGACUCCUCCUCCACAGACUUCGUUGAGAGAAGAAGAGGUGCUUUGGAAAGGUAUCUCCAGAGGGUGGUAAAUCACCCAUCGCUUCUCCAGGAUCCAGAUGUCAGAGAGUUCUUGGAGAAAGAGGAACUGCCCAGAGCAGUGAGCACACAGGCUCUGAGCGGUGCCGGCUUCCUAAAGAUGAUCAACAAAGCGACGGACGCCGUCAGUAAAAUGACCAUUAAGAUGAACGAGUCGGACGUGUGGUUUGAGGAGAAGCUGCAGGAGGUGGAGUCUGCUGACCAGCAGUUCAGGAAGCUCCACGCGCUGGUCGAAUCGCUGGUCGUUCACAGAAAAGAGUUGUCGUUGAACACGGCAAGCUUCGCCAAGAGCGCGGCCAUGCUGGGCAGCGCGGAGGACAACACGGGCCUGUCCCGGGCCCUCUCCCAGCUGGCGGAGGUGGAGGACAAGAUGGAGCAGCUGCACCAGGACCAGGCCGCCCACGACACCUUCAACUUCGCCGAGCUCAUCGCCGACUACAUCCGGCUGCUGGGAGCCGUCCGGGGGUCUUUCGACCACCGGAUGAAGGCGUGGCAGCGCUGGCAGGACGCCCAGGCCAUGCUGCAGAAGAAGAGGGAGACGGAGGCCAAGCUGCUGUGGGCCAACAAGCCGGACAAGCUGCAGCUGGCCAAGGAGGAGAUCACCGAGUGGGAGGCCAAAGUGACUCAGUAUGAGAGAGACUUUGAUAGAGUUUCUGCAACCGUGCGCAAAGAAGUGGCCCGCUUCGAGAAAGAAAAGACCAAGAAUUUCAAAAGACAGAUAAUCAGCUACCUGGAGUCGGCGCUGCAGUCUCAGCAGCAGGUGAGCGUCCCCCCGCCCCCCCCCCAUGUUUCAGAGGAGGGGAAAGUUGUCACCAGCCUCACUCGUCCUGUCUUGUCGUUUUCUCCUCAGCUGAUAAAGUACUGGGAGGCUUUCUUACCAGAAGCGAAAGCGAUCGCCUAA
Messenger RNA from Menidia menidia (Atlantic silverside), 2505 nucleotides. The record is from the annotation of a GenBank genome assembly. Lineage: Eukaryota; Metazoa; Chordata; Actinopteri; Atheriniformes; Atherinopsidae.